Linepithema humile (Argentine ant) is the source of this 3985-nucleotide messenger RNA. RefSeq lists its product as uncharacterized. Gene Ontology annotation, cellular component: P granule. Gene Ontology annotation, molecular function: RNA binding. Gene Ontology annotation, biological process: P granule organization; piRNA processing; spermatogenesis. NCBI's taxonomy places the organism in Eukaryota, Metazoa, Arthropoda, Insecta, Hymenoptera, Formicidae. The record is from RefSeq and is a predicted model, not a curated record.
UACUUUUAGAAGUGUCCGAUUGGAUCAUUCAAAUCUCUCUCUUUUCAUUUUUCAUACACUAAACGUGUAUCGAUUUCCUUUUUUUUUCUUCCAUGUGUUUAUUCAUACGUUUUUUGGAUAUUUUACAAACGUGUCCCAAAGUAACCAAGGUAUACGAUAUGGAAAACUUUGAUGCAGUUGCUGGUCAGGAAGAUGAUGGGAUGGAUGCAGAAUACACAAUUUAUGUGAAUAAUGUGCCACCAGAAUUAAAUGAGGUUGCAAUUAGAGACAUUUUUGGUCAAUAUGGUAAAAUUAUUCACAUGUAUUAUCCUCGUAAUUCUACUAAUGCUAAAUGGACUUACAUUACGUAUGAAACAUAUCGUGAGGCAGAAUUUGCUAUAAGAGAACUUAAUGAUAGAAAACCAUUAUGUCUGAAAGUUACACUUGCAAGAAGGUCGCUUGCAAAAGUCGCACCUGCAAAUGAAAAAUCACAGAAUUCAUGUGUAUCACAAAGUUUGGAAGAAAGAAUGUUAGCAACAGAUGUUGCACCACCAUUUGCUCAUACUGAUGUAAAAUAUCGGCAGAGUGUUGGUCGUGGUCAAUCAAUGAAUAUGGCUCGUAAAUUUUCUACGAUGUCACAAAUGAUAUCGCAUGCAGAUAGUGAAUCAUUACCAUCUUCGCAGGCAUCUAAUAUUUAUGAACCUGAGGAUCGUUUUGAGAAUACAAAUAGAUUUUGGACAAGAGGUGUGGUAACCGUUACAUCAGACGGAAAGAGACAUGUUGCACUUGGACGCGGUUAUACACUAUAUGAAUUUCCAGAAGAGAAUCCUAAGGUUGACGACUACAUUGGAAAAGUAUAUGAGAAACGAUUAAAAGGAUCAUAUGAAUAUGGAGAGGACAAGUUUAAGGAUAGACUGCAAAAAUGUUACACUUGUUCCAUCAAAACAACAAAACAUUGUGAAAAAUGCUUAACAUAUUAUUGUAGCAGACCAUGUCAAGUAAAAGAUUGGCCACGACACCAGAUGGAAUGUGAACGAAUACCAGCGUUAGUAGAAGAAACAGUUCAGAAUAUGUCAACUUUGCAAGUUAGUAAAGAAGAAGACCAAGAAAAAGAGGCAUCAAAGCCAAAGCAAGCAAUUAAUAAAACAAUUGUAUCUAAUGAUGUAAAACUACGGCGGCCCAAUAUACCACAAAAUUCAAUCAAUGGUCAAAGUAAUGGUGUUACCAUAUCAAAAACUGAAAGAGUGAACCAAUUAGUAAGCAAUGCUGUGACCAGAGAUUUUUCUCAGCAGAGUGAAAAGCCUAAAUAUAACAGUACUGCUGGAAAUACUGAUCAGUCGAAAGGAGAUGAAGAAUAUUCAAUCAAUUCAAGCAAAGUUGACUCGAUUCGGCCAAAUUAUAAUCGUAAUCAAAAUGAUGUUACAAAUACGACUAAUAACAACAAAGACAUAGUUGAUAAUAAUGAUAAUAUAAAAGAUAGAAGUUAUAAUACUGAUAAAAAUCAGUCUUUUCAAAGACAUGAAUUUCAGAAUAGUAGAAAGUCCCCUCCAUACAAAGGUGGACAAAAUGCCAUACGAACAUACAGUGAAACUUCUUCUUCUACCACCAGUAAUAUAGACGACGAUCUAGCAUUCAAUAAAGAUACAUAUUUAUCGAACAAAGAGUUUACUGAGGUUGAAGUUGUAGUGCCAUUGGACAACAAUGAAUAUUGGAUAACUAAAUUGAAAGAUAUAGAAACGCGUACGACACUAAUGAUACAGUUGCAAAAUGUCGCAGCAAAAUCGCGUAACGUGAAGCCAAUUAUCGGCAAUAUUUAUGGCGUUUUAUAUGAAAAAAUCUGGCAUAGAGCUAUGAUAAUAUCUUUGAAUCCUGUAAUGGUUCAUUUCAUUGAUUAUGGCAAUGAUGAAAUACUGCAAAAAGACGCUGAUAUCAGAGACAUAGAAGAUAUGCCCAAAGUUCCUAAGUUCGCUAAAAAAAUUCAGUUAACUCCAGCCACAGCUGAAAAGUACAAGGAUCUACGGUAUGGUAAUCGACUAUCUGUUCGAAUGUUGUCCAGAAAUACUGAUGGAACAAUAAUAGUGGAAGUGCAAAAGCCACUGGAAGAUUUAUCUGUGUGUACAAAAGAAAGUGCUCCACAGUCAGAUGUGAAUAAUGGAGCGAUAGAGAAGACUGUGCCGCAAGAAAAGUUUAAAAUGCCAUCAAUUAUUAAUAUAAAAGCUUCCAAGAUUCAAAUACCUAACGUUUUCGAUGCUUUUGCUAAUUUGUUGACUCAAAAAGCGGUUACUGAAUUAAAAAUUGAGGGCGCCAUAGAAAUUGUUGAAUCCACAGAAACGAAUGUUUAUAGCGCAACUUUGUGUCCAAGUGUCUAUUCCGAAGACGUUGUGAUGGUUUUAACGGAUUUGCAACAAGAAUGCGAGAACAUGAAAAAAUCUAUGAACUGCAGAGCACAAACAGAAGAUUUGGUUUGCGGUAAAGGCGUAGAUGCCUGGUAUAGAGGAUAUGUUUUAACAUCAUCCGACUUGCGUAUUAUUACAGUGGAUGAAGCUAAAAUUCUGCCGGUAAAUGAAAUUUUGCCAUGUCCUGAGAAGUUUUUAAAUAUUUGUGCAUUUGGAGUGGUAUGCAGAAUGAAUCGUCCUACUAUCAAAUUGGAUGAACAAAUAUAUACGUUCACAACAUUAAUGAAUCAAGAGAACUGCAAGCAAGGAAGUCUUAAAAUAGAUAUAACUAUAAAUGAUGAAAUCGCGACAGCUGUGAUAAAGCCAUGGGAAUCUUUAAUAACAAAGUCGACUCCUGCACUUGCGGAAUUAAAAAGUGGAUCAAAGAUAUGUCUUACCAGUUACCGAAAUCAAUAUGUUAUGUUUGCACGUUCUCUAAAUGAGUCUGAAGUAGAAUAUUAUAAUGAUACUAUGCAACGUAUUGCACAAUGCGCUCGAUCAGCACCGAAUCUGUCUGAACCUCCGACUACAGGAAAAAUAGUCAUUGCACCAUUUUAUGAUGAAAAUAAUUAUCGCGCAAUGGUCAUGGAAGUAAAGGAUGACAAAGCUAAGAUAGCAUACAUUGAUUUCGGAAAUAUAGAUUAUGUUAAUAUAAAAGAACUUAAAGUAUUACCAGAGGAUUUGGCACGGCAACGGAGUUGUUCGGCGAAAAUAGUUUUGAAAGAUGUUCCUCGCGACGCACCUAUGACCAAAGAAACUGACCAGUAUCUUCGCAAUCUAACGGGCAAAGAAAUACCUUUGACAUGUGUAUAUGAAGGUACACCAUCCACGGAUGGAGUGCACUUGACGAUGCCUACUGGUGAAAGUGUUAACGAUGAGCUAAAUAAAUUAUUGAUACCAAAUUGGAAACAACAGAAGGAUGAUAAUGAUGAGCGCUAUAUGCUAAAUGAUAUAAAAGUUGCCAGUUUAGGAAAUAUAGGUGACACAGUAGAUGCAUUUGUAAUACAUAUACAAGAAAUUGGAAAGCAGUACAUGUUAAGUCCACUCGAUACCGAAAUGUGGCAACAUAUUGACGAAGUGAUGUCCCCAAUGAUAAAGGAAUUCUGUGAGAAAACAGAAUAUUAUAUACCAAGAAUGCAGGAAUUAUGCUUAGCGUUAUACAAAGGAGGAUGGUUUCGUGCAGUAUGCUUUGAUCCGAAAGACACGGACACAACAUCCCAAAUUUAUUUCCUUGAUUACGGAAACAUUGAUUCGGUGAAACACCAAAACAUAAGACGAAUGCCUAAAGAUUUUAUCACACCUAUGGCGAUGGCAAACUUGUGUACAGUUAUCAAUUUAGCGCCUCUCGAUAAUACUGGAAAUUAUUCGCCUACUGUAGAACAGAAAAUAAAAGAGUUAGUGCCUAGUGAAUCGUUAGUAAAAAUCAAGAUCGUAAAUUGCAUUGACGAUGGCGAUUAUAAAGUUGAAUUUCCGGAUAUUCAUGCAAAACUGGUACAAGGAAAUUUCAUAAAAUAAGUGGAAAAAUUUUAAUUUACAGUUUUAUAGUUUUACGAAUAUUAUAUGAUUUUAUU